AUGUCGGAACCCCCGGAGAUUAUCACCACUCCAGUUGAAGGCCAGGCCGGGUCCAGCAUGUUUCAAGAAAGCUGGAGUUUCCUGGAAGACGUGAAAGUCGGUCGCUCUCCCCAGCCAAGGUUGGAUUGCUACCUCCUCCCUCUCUUGGUCGCUGGCUUUUUCGUCCUUCAGCUCGACCACAGCAACAUCAGCAAUGCCUUGACGGAUACCAUCACGGAGGACCUAGGAAUCACUAACAAUGAUCUCAUGUUCGCUGGUGUGGUCAUCGCAGAGAUCCCUUCCAACCUCAUCCUGCGGCGCGGGACCAUCGCCUUGACCCAGUCCUGGUGCACCAACACCCAUUCAUUCUUGGCCACAAGGUUCUUGAUCGGCGCGUUCGAAGGCGGGUAUAUUCCUGGCGGGCAGUAUAUGCUGGCUUUGUUUUAUACCCGUGAAGAGUUGGCGUCACGGACGGCUAUCUUCUACCUUGAUAACUACGCAGCCACGGCCACCGGGUCUCUUAUCGCAGCCGGGGUUAUGAACAUGGGUGGAACUGGGGGACUGUCUGGUUGGCAAUGGUUGUCCGCGGUCGAGGAGAUAAUCACACUGGUUGUUUUCCUCGCCCUUGUCGCUUUUCUGCCCCGUAGCCCCGGACACACAGCGCCCAUCCACGGGUUGUUUGACUUCUUUAGCCCUCGCGAACGCCAGAUACUCCGCGCGCGUAUAAUGGCCGACGACAAGACGAAGGGCGCCGAUAAGGCUCAGAUCACACUCAAGACGUUGGCCUAUGCCCUGACAUACUACAGCCUCUGGCUGCACAUGCUUCUAAAUGUCGUUGCCCUGGCACCCAAGGGCGGUCUGCAACUCCACGGCCCAAAGAUUAUCAAGAGCCUCGGGUUCUCCCGGACGAAUGCGAAUCUCCUCAACGCGGUCAGCAGCGUACUGGUGAUUGUGCUAUCGUGUACCAUCUCUUUCGCCUCGGACCGGACGCACUGGCGCGGGCCGUGGUGCAUCGUCGUCUUCUCCUGGUCCAUCAUCUUCGCAGGGGUGCUGUACGGUCUUCCCACGGGAUCGGACAAAUGGGCACACUAUGCCAUCUUUACGCUGCUCAGUGGCGGAAACGCCCUGGCCCAGGGCCUGGACGACGCCUGGGUGAGCAUCAAUGCCGUCAACCCCUCGAAGCGGAGCAUAGACCUCGUCAUGGUCGUGAUGGGCAGUAGUUUAGGUGCUAUUGUAGGCAACCAACUCUUCAGAGAUGACGACGCGCCAAAGUAUGCGAGAGCUUUCUGUCACUUUACGCGGUAGCAAUACCUGUGACGUUGGUCAUCAUGUGGGUAUGCUGGCGAGCAAACAGAAAACUAGCAUGUGCAGAGAAACUCGAGAUAGGUGGGCAGGUCAUUGUGCCUUCUGAAGGACGGAAAAGACGAUUUGAUUUCUAGAAUUUCGUUGGUUUAAUAGAUUAGUUCAUGUCAGAG
This is a messenger RNA of Colletotrichum navitas, 1454 nucleotides long. RefSeq names its product major facilitator superfamily domain-containing protein. Gene Ontology annotation, molecular function: transmembrane transporter activity. Bases 1 to 1284 code for a protein of 427 amino acids. The transcript has 4 exons. Gene Ontology annotation, cellular component: membrane. Lineage: Eukaryota; Fungi; Ascomycota; Sordariomycetes; Glomerellales; Glomerellaceae. Gene Ontology annotation, biological process: transmembrane transport. The record is from RefSeq and is a predicted model, not a curated record.